AUGGGCAAGAGUAAAAUGGACGACGCUGCAGCGGCUCGGAUCCGCAAAGCUAGGGGUGACAAAGUAGUGAGCCUUCGCAAGGAUGACCAACCACCGGAUGAGCAGGACGAAUUUGCAAAACGGGCCGCCAUGGCCGCUCAGGCGAACAGGGACAGGGAGGCAUCAAACAGAGAGCAGCAAGGGGCCCAGUCGAGUGGUGGAAGCAGACAGGAGGACGGGAGGCAGAAAUGA
Colletotrichum spaethianum is the source of this 231-nucleotide messenger RNA. RefSeq lists its product as uncharacterized. The coding region runs from base 1 to 231 and encodes 76 amino acids. The record is from RefSeq and is a predicted model, not a curated record. NCBI's taxonomy places the organism in Eukaryota, Fungi, Ascomycota, Sordariomycetes, Glomerellales, Glomerellaceae. The transcript has 2 exons.